AUGGAUGAUGGAGGGUCUACAACAAACCUAUUAAGUCCAAACAAAGGAAUGGGGGUUGAAACAGGUGUUGGGAUUGAUAAUCCGUCAUCACAAUCAGUACAUGGUAUGGAUCACACAACCACUCCAAAUGAAGAAACAACUAGUCAAAUCCCUAAUGAAAAUGAAAGUGUGAGAGAAAAAAAUAACGAAACCGAUGAAGAUGAAGUACAAUUAACGAGAAAACGGAAAAAAACAUCAAAAGUAUGGGACGACUUUGUUGUAGUUACACUCCGGGAUGGUAAGAAAAAAGCCAAAUGCAAACAUUGUAAGUCAAGGUUGGCUAUUAUUGGUUCAGGUCCUACAUCAUCAUAUAAAAGACACCUAAACAGCUGCAUCCCCCAUAAACAAUCGCUAAAAAACCAACAAAUACUAAAUUUUCAGCCUAGUGGGUGUGAUGUGGAUUUUGUGCCACCAUUGAUCGGAUCGGAUACAAAAUAUGAUGAAAACAAGAUGAGGGAGGCCAUAGCUAAUUGGAUACUAAGUACUGAGCAACCGUUUGCUACUGUGGAAGAUGUAAUGUUUGUGAAAAUGAUGAAGACAGCUACUCCAUUAUUUGAGAAAGUAAGCAGAGUUACAAUUACGUCAGACUGUUUUAAGGUAUACGAGCAUGAGAAGAAAAGGUUGAAAGCCCUUACAAAAGCUGCCUCUAAAAUCAGUUUAACAACUGAUUGUUGGAAGUCCUCGCAUCAGAAAAUUGAGUAUAUGGUUAUUACUGCACAUUUUGUAGAUCAUAAUUGGAGAUUACAGAAACGUGUAUUAAGUGUUGUACAUGUUCCUCCUCCUCGUACUGCGGUUGAUAUUGCUGAUGGUAUUUACAAGUGUUUGCAAGAGUGGGAAAUUAAAGAUAAGAUUUUCACCAUCUCAGUUGACAACGCAGCUUAUAAUGACAAAGCUUUAAGAAGAUUGAAAGAAAUUUUUUCGCGUGUAAGAAAACUUUCAUGUGGUGGUAGAUUGUUUCAUAUACGAUGUUGCGCACACAUAUUGAAUCUUCUAGUGAAAGAUGGUCUUGCAAUAAUUGAUCAUAUCAUCGGUGAUGUUCGUGAGGGUAUAAAGUAUAUUGACAAUUCGGAGGGUAGACGUCUAAAUUUUUCAAAGGCUGCACAUCAAAUGCAAAUACGUGAUCGGAAGUUAAUGCUUGAUGUUCCAACACGAUGGAAUUCAACCUAUGAUAUGUUGUGCAUGGCUUUAAAGUUCAAAGAUGCUUUCCCAAGGUAUGCAGAGUAUGAACCACAUUUUCAUCACUUGCCAACUGACGAAGAUUGGGAAAAUGUUCAAAGCGUAUGUGAAAUUUUGAAGGUUUUUAAGCAAACUCUUGAUAAAGGUUCAUUAUCUACAAACGAUUUUAUUCGUGAUAUGGUGAAGAAAAUGAAGGAAAAGUUUGACAAGUAUUGGGGUGAGUGUCACCUUGUAAUGGCAAUAGCUUUUGUGUUAGAUCCACGGUUCAAGAUGAAGUUGGUUGAAUUUUGCUUUCCAACACUUUAUCAAAAUUCAGACGAGAACAUUAAAGAAGUGAAGAAUGCACUUUAUGAAAUGUAUUCGGAGUAUUUAGAGAUGCAUGACACAUUAGUUAGGGAAUCUGCAACACAUGGAAGCGAACAUGAAAGAAAUGUUUUAGGGUUGAAUGAAGGUACAUCACUUGGAUCUGGAUGGGAGGCAUUUGGAGAGUUCAUAAAGACUGCAGAUUUGGAGAGACCAGAAAAGUCAGAGCUUGAUAUGUAUUUAGAAGAAGGUGUUUAUAGGGAGAAAGGACAAACAGGAAUGGAAUCAUUUAAUGCUUUAGAGUGGUGGAAUGUGCACAAGUUAAAGUACCGUGUUUUAUCAUUGAUGGCUAGAGAUGUACUUGCAAUCCCAAUUUCUACGGUUGCAUCUGAAGCAACUUUUAGUGCCGGUGGUAGAGUUAUUGAUCCAUAUCGAGCUUCAUUGGGGUCCGACACGGUACAAAUGUUGAUUUGCGGAGGAGAUUGGAUUAGGCAAGUUCAUGGAGUCAAGAAAAAAUUAAAGAAGGAGGAGUUUCCUAUUAAGGUUUUACUGCCUGAGGUGAACACAAAGUUUUGUAUAUCUGAGGAGUGA
Molecule: messenger RNA, 2109 nt
Organism: Lactuca sativa (garden lettuce)
Lineage: Eukaryota; Viridiplantae; Streptophyta; Magnoliopsida; Asterales; Asteraceae
Product: zinc finger BED domain-containing protein RICESLEEPER 2
Molecular function (GO): DNA binding; protein dimerization activity
Source: RefSeq, a predicted model, not a curated record